UACAACUGGCGCACAAAUAAUGGUGCUAAGUUUGUCGUUGGUGGGAAAAUAGAGCGCAUCAUACUUGUAUAUAGUGACCGCUCGAUACCUACAGCAUCCUGGGAUGCUCUGCAGAAACUCAUGAAGAGUAGAGGAAUUCAGUUCGGGAAAAUGGAGCCUAUGAUAAUCAAGUAUUCAAACAGCUUGGAAAUGGAAAGUCAACUGACAGAAAUUUUCAAAAAGGUGAAGAGUGACAAGGAAAAGCUCAAGAAGUCUGCCUUCAUCAUCUUCAUUGAUCCGCUUGAGGACAAAUCACAUGAUUUCCUGAAGCUCCAGGAAAGAAGAUACCUAAUACCUACGCAACACAUGACAGUAGAAAUUGCGCACGCCCUUUCAACGAAGCCACAAUGCUGUGCAAAUUUUGUUUCGAAGAUGAAUCUCAAACUCGGUGGCAUGAACUACGAAGUUGUGCCGGAGAGUUUUGCGCAAAACAUAUGGAUUUCAAAACGCAAAACCCUGAUUGUUGGUUAUGAUGUUGCUCAUCCAGGAAAACCUAGUCGUGAUGAAGUCAUGAACAAGAUCCCUCCGGAGAAGCCUAGUGUUGUAGGGUUCUCGUUCAAUGGAGCUGUGCACUGUGAAAAGUUCAUCGGUGACUAUCACUUCCAAACACCACGUCGAGAACAAGUGGAUGCUCAUGUGCUGAACGUUCGAUUCAAAUGGAUGCUCGGAUUGUUCAUUAAGAAUCGGAAGACGUGGCCUGAAAGUGUUGUUAUCACUCGGGAUGGUGUGUCAGAAGGCCAAUAUAGGAUGGUGAUUGACGAAGAACUCCAUGCCAUGAAGCAGGCUUGUGAGGAGUUUGCUAAGCUCAAUGGUAGAGAUUCAUGGGUCCCACGUUUCACUGUGGCUAUAACAACGAAACGCCAUAGUGCACGUUUCUUUGCUAAAGAUAAUGGUAGUAUUACGAACCCAAAACCAGGAACUGUGGUCGAUACAGAAGUGGUUCGUAAUGAUAUCACCGAGUUUUACAUGCAGAGUCAUCAUCCUGUUCAGGUAUAA
Cooperia oncophora is the source of this 1035-nucleotide messenger RNA. Lineage: Eukaryota; Metazoa; Nematoda; Chromadorea; Rhabditida; Trichostrongylidae. The record is from the annotation of a GenBank genome assembly.